This is a messenger RNA of Phyllostomus hastatus (greater spear-nosed bat), 2320 nucleotides long. RefSeq names its product coiled-coil domain containing 22 (gene CCDC22). The record is from RefSeq and is a predicted model, not a curated record. The transcript is spliced from 17 exons. The coding region runs from base 283 to 2070 and encodes 595 amino acids. Lineage: Eukaryota; Metazoa; Chordata; Mammalia; Chiroptera; Phyllostomidae. Gene Ontology annotation, molecular function: cullin family protein binding. Gene Ontology annotation, biological process: positive regulation of ubiquitin-dependent protein catabolic process.
GCAUAAAUAAUGAUGACGAAGAGCACGAGCAGUGCGAUGUGCAGAAGCGGCACCAGAGCCUUCAUGAUGGAAUUGAGCACUAUGUGCAGGCCUGCAGAGAGCAAGGGCCGGGUAAAGACGCACUGCACUCGCUGUCGAAACUACACUUCCCGGCUCUCCGGUGGCAGCCCGUGACACUCCUUGGACGGGGGCGCGGAGCUGGGUUUCAACUGCUGUGCCUCCCUUGUUCGCUUGCUUGGACCCGGCCCCGGACCCAGCCCCAGCCCCGGACAUAGCUUCACCAUGGAGGAGGCAGACCGAAUUCUCAUCCAUUCCCUGCGCCAGGCCGGCACGGCAGUUCCUCCAGAAGUGCAGACCCUGCGAGCCUUUACCACUGAGCUGGUUGUAGAAGCUGUUGUCUGCUGCCUGCGUGUGAUCAACCCUGCUGUGGGCUCUGGCCUCAGCCCCCUGCUGCCUCUGGCCAUGUCUUCUCGUUUCCGCCUGGCCAUGAGCCUGGCUCAGGCCUGCAUGGACCUGGGCUAUCCUUUGGAGCUUGGCUAUCAGAACUUCCUCUACCCCAGUGAGCCUGAUCUCCGGGACCUGCUUCUCUUCUUGGCUGAGCGUCUACCUACCGAUGCCUCUGAGGAUGCAGACCAGCCUGCAGGUGACUCAGCUAUCCUUCUCCGAGCUAUUGGGAGCCACAUUAGGGACCAGCUGGCCCUGCCCUGGGUUCCACCCCUCCUUCGCCCUCCUAAGCUGCAGCACCUCCAGGGCUCAGCCCCCCAGAAGCCUUUCCAUGCCAGUAGACUGUUCAUGCCUGAGUUGAGUUCCAGAGGAGAGUCCCGAGAGUUCCAGGCAAGUUCCCUGUUACUACCAGCCCCAACCCAGGCACCUCAUCCUGCUGGGAGGGUGGCCUCGCUCCUCGAAUGCCAUGCCAUUCAGCUCUGCCAGCACACAGGCCAGGACCACCCUGGUGACAAGGACUGGGUCCACAGGACAUCCCGCCUUCCUACCCAGGAGGAUACUCGGGCUCAGAGGCAGAGGCUUCAGAAGCACCUGGCUGAGUAUCUGCGUCAGAUGUGGGGCCAGCUGGGUCCCUCUCCUCAAGCCCGAGACCUAGGAGAGCUGAUGCAGUCCUGGGGUGCUGGGACCAGAACUGGUGUUCCUAAGGGCUCUCGCUUCACACAUUCAGAGAAGUUCACCUUCUGUCUGGAGCCCAAGGCCCAGGCAGCCCAGGUGUCAGAUGUGCCAGCCACCUCCCGGUGGCCUGAACAGGACACAUGGGCAGCUCAAGAGCAGGAGCUGGAGGCCCUUCAGGAGCAGCUAGAGGGAGUGAACCGCAACAUUGAAGAGGUUGAAGCCAACAUGAAGACCCUGGGAAUCGGCCUCGCACAGGUGGAGGCCAAGUGUCGGCAGAGUGAACUUAGCACAUCGGAGAGGGAGCAGGCCCUGCGCCUAAAGAGCCGGGCGGUGGAGCUGCUGCCAGACGGGGUUGCCAACCUUGCCAAGCUGCAGCUUGUGGUAGAGAGCAGUGCCCAGAGGGUCAUCCAUUUGGUGGGCCAGUGGGAAAAGCACCGGGUCCCACUCCUUGCUGAAUACCGCCAUCUACGAAAGCUCCGGGAUUGCAGAGAGCUGGAAUCUUCUCGACGGCUGGCAGAGAUUCAAGAGCUGCACCAGAGUGUUCGGGCAGCUGCUGAGGAGGCCCGCAGGAAAGAGGAGGUCUAUAAACAGCUGGUGUCUGAGCUGGAAACCCUACCCAGAGAUGUGUCCAGGCUGGCCUAUACCCAGCGUAUCCUGGAGAUUGUGGGCAACAUCCGGAAGCAGAAGGAAGAGAUCACUAAGGAUGCCAAGAAGGAUGAUGCUGUUCGGAAGGCCUACAAGUAUCUAGCUGCCUUGCAUGAGAACUGCAGUCAGCUCAUCCAAACCAUUGAGGACACGGGCACUAUCAUGCGGGAGGUUCGAGACCUUGAGGAGCAGAUCGAGAUGGAGAUGGGCAAGAAGACCCUCAGCAACCUGGAGAAGAUCCAAGAGGACUACCGGGCCCUUCGCCAGGAGAACGCAGGCCUCCUGGGGCGGGUCCGUGAGACUUGAGGGGCUCCGGACAGAGGUCUCCCCUACCCCAGACUUCAGCAGGGAUUUGGGGAGUUGGAGGCGAUGGCCAAGUGCUUGUUCUGUGUUUGCUGCCAAGUCCCUCCUACUUUGGUGACUCCUGCCCACCUGACCCCAACCCUUGUCUGGGGCGAACAUCCAGAAAGUAGGAGCUUGGCUGCAGUUUAUUGGGGAGGACACUGAGGGUUGGGGCCUUGGAUCUCAAAUAAAUGAGGGACUGUCUGUAGUCUAA